This is a messenger RNA of Cylindrotheca closterium, 1173 nucleotides long. The record is from the annotation of a GenBank genome assembly. NCBI's taxonomy places the organism in Eukaryota, Bacillariophyta, Bacillariophyceae, Bacillariales, Bacillariaceae.
AUGGCAACUGAAAAUCUUGCCAGUAGUCAAGCACCACCCGAUCUUCGAAGCCUGUCGUCUCUCACUGAUAGCGAUACUGAAGAACUGGACGACUGUGGUACAAUGAAGAACACUUCCCAGUGGCUCCAUCACUGCAUUGAAUAUCAGGGUACGAAACCAUACGUGGUACCAAGUUUGGAAGACCACAGGAAAGCAAUCGAGUUGAUUAUCGCUGAUCAAGGAAACAACAUACAGGACAGAGACUCUGUGGGAGUACACGUGACGAAUGUCUCGAAAGACGAGUCCUUUGACUUUGAUUCGGUACAUCACCUCCCCCUUCCGUCCCUCGUCGAGUUGUGGCCGGUUGUCUUGGACAUGGUGUACCAGGAGGGAUCAGACAGGUGCUUUGUUCGAAUCAAGUGUGACUUGAACUCUAUGGACGGGGUUACCGCCUUGCAUGCCGGACUGAAUCUUCUCGAGUAUAUGGAGUCCGGAAAAAUCUCUCCGUAUCCUUUCACAGCCUCGAACCCCCCACUUCCCGCCAACCAAUUCGAGAACUUUCAGAAUCAAUUGGGUCGCGUCGAACAGGGCAAGUUGAUGGCCAAGACCUCAGGUGAGCCGGGUGUUUGGACCCGAUCACCUUUUAUGCAUGAAUUUGAAGAUACUUUUUCGGAGCGUCCGAGCAGGCGCUACACAUCGGUGGACGUGUCCUUCAAAACCAUCAUGAAACGAAUUGAUGAAGCCAAACAAAUCCUAAACAUCCCGUUCUAUGCUGUCACGGUCAACUAUUCUCCUGCUGUUGCUUUGUCAAUCUCCCCGACUUUGGAAGAAGCAAUGGACAGGAAGAAACGAGCAUCCAAUAUUGCUUUACCUCCUGAUGGCACGGGUGCUCCGGCACCCAUGAAUGCUGCCCACGUGGAAAUGCUGUUCAACACCAUCUUUUUGAACAACUAUGGGAAGCAUGGUGCACGAAGGCUCAUUGGCAAAGUUGUCGGAUACACUUGGGAUUGGUCCGGCAUGCUGAAAAGCUUUGCCCCGUUCUUCCACAUCGUCCAGAUUCAGGACAAACUUUUUUUUCGCAUGUCUGCCUCUCCGCCUGACAUGAGGGUAUUGGAAGAGUCCAAACUCUUCGAUGACAUUGGAAAGUUCCAAAGCUUCAAGGAGCUCCCGUUCUACUCGUCUAAAAAGUGUUAA